AUGCCAUUCGCCACCAACGCAGUCAUGCUCGUCACCGUCUAUGUCCAGGUCAACGAGGGCGACGAGCUGGUGUCGGCCAAGGUGACGCUGAAGGACGACCAAGGUCUAGCGCAGCAGGGCCCGCGGCUCAAGAUCAAGUUCCGCAAGACAGGGCACGACUUUAAGUCGGCUGCCUUCUGGGAACCAGCCGCCGUCUAUGUCUGCGAUUCGGAUGGCAACGUUGUAGGCGCAAAGUACUCGCCCGACUCUCCGUUGGAGUCCAUCGACUUUAACCACCGCACCCAGACCCUUCUCAUCUCCUACAACCAGUCGCUAGCAGGCGAGCCUGACCCUGAACCCGAGCCCGAGCCCGAGCCCGAGCCUGAGCCCGAGCCCGAGCCCGAGCCCGAGCCUGAGCCCGAGCCCGAGCCCGAGCCCGAGCCUGAGCCCGAGCCCGAGCCCGAGCCCACCCCCGAACCCGAACCCGAGCCCGAGCCUACCCCCGAACCCGAGCCCGAGCCCACCCCCGAACCCGAACCCGAUCCCACUCCCGAGCCCGAGCCCACCCCCGAGCCCACUCCCGAGCCCACCCCCGAGCCCAUCGCUGCCCCCCCGCCAACGAUCAUUGCGGGCGACGCUGACGAGGACGAGUAUGAAUCGGCUGACGACGAGAUUGGCGGCUCGGUGUCCGACUCGUCGUCGUCGGGUAUUGACGUGGCGGGAGGGGUGCUCAACGUGCACGCGCUGUCGGCGUUUGACGGCAGCUCAUCUCUCGGCCCACCGAAGCGAUCGUCGGGCCGCGGUGGGUCCACGAGUGCGCGCUCAGAGACGACGUCGUACGUGCCAUCGCUCGCCGUCUCGACGGCAGCUGUGUCGACUGCGGCUGCAGUCGAGCCCGACGCUCGGCUUGACCAUAUCUUUGACAUUGCCGUCAAUGCGGCCGUUGGCCUUGAGCUGCUGCGUGAGCGCGAAGAGGCUGAGCGCGAAUGGAUUCAACGCAAGGCCUUUGAAGUGAUUGAGUCGCGCAUUGCCAACGAGAAGGAGGCCGCCAAGCAGCUGGAGUCAGACCAGAGCGAGUAUCUGAAGGCGCUGCUGCUCCCGCCGUCGCCGGGCUCGCCGUCGCCCAUCAAGCGCGCAUCGCCUCGCAAACGCAUCGCUCCCAAAGCCCGCGCUGACCAGACCAAGUUCACCGCCGCCAUCGACGCCCUCACCCUCCAGUUUGAGAACCUGGCCGAGGAGGUCAUGAGCCUCACAUCGUUCAUCGCCGAUCCAGGUACAAACCCCAACCCGUACGAGCUGGACCCGGCUGUCCACGCCGAGGCGAGUGCUGCCGCCGCCGACGCUGCCGCUUCCGCCGCCCACCGCCCGGCGAACAACUCAACCCUUUACGAGUUUGACGCCUUCUCCGACACCUCAUUUGCCCUCGACGAGCUCUCGCCCGACAAGCCGCGGAUAUCUGGCAACCGCUCGCGGUCGCGGCGGUCGCGGUCGCGCUCGCGCUCGUCGCGCGCUCGCGACCCGACUGCGCUCGCUGCUUCGACCUUCUCAGGCUACCUCGAUCAGUCCGGCGACAAGCUGGCGUCGCCAACCAAGCGCUCGCGCCGUUCUCGUCGGCGCGGCAAGCUGCCGGGCGUCGGCGCCGGAGACGAUGGCCGCGGUCGCGCCCUCAUGACCUCGUCACCACCACGAGUCCACUCGCUCCAUCAGUACGCGUCGGACCUCGCUGCAACCGCCGACGCCACGCUUGCCGACGCCACCCACACGCUCCAGUUUCCUGGUGAGGAUGACCUUGAGCGCGAGGUCGAGCGCAUCUGCCGCGAGAACGAGCGGUAUGUGCGCGAGCGCCGCCGUACCGAGCGUGACCACGACGUUUCGGCUGCUGGCGCGGCGCCGCCGCACUCGGCACGCGAGGCCAAUGAGCGCGCCCGCCGUGAGGCUGCUACCCGUGCCGCGGCCCGCAAGCAUGAGGCGGCUCGGUCAGGAGCUCGCUCGCGGCGGGCCCGCACGCCGAAGCGCUCGCCGCCUGCCAAGCGGGCCACCCCGGUGCGGCACGUCUCACAGCCGCCGCCAGCGCCGUCGCCAGGCCUUUAUGAGUACGAGUACGAGAGCGAGUACGAGGAAGAGGCCGACCAGACACCAGCCCGCGCAGCACGCUCGCAGCCGGCGGCCCGACGCGGCUCGCGGCGCAGCGGCCAGCCACUCGCAGCCAGCCCGCAAAGUCGGAAGGCUGCGGCCGAGCUCGCGCGACGCGAGGCUGAGCUUGCCCGGCGCGAAGCCGCACUUGCUGACCGUGUCCGUCGCGAAGAAGAGCGGCUCGCGGCCGAAAAGCGGCGGCUGGUCAAGGCCGCGGCGGCCAAGCGGCGGCGCGAGAAGGCUGAUGCUUCGCAGCGGCGUGCCGCGUCGCGCGGGCGCUCGGCGUCGCGCGACUUGGACGUGACGAGGUCGUCGAGCUCACGGCAGCGGCGGAGCGCGGCGGCCCAGGUGCACUCGCCGCUCGGCUCGACAGCGUCGGUUGACCUCGAGCAUGAGUCGAGCCUCCGCCCGCGGCGCGGGCAUCGGACAGCGACGUCGCCGUCGCGGACCGAGUCGCUCUUCCUCGACUCGACGUCGAGCCGGCCGGCGCGGCGGAGCAACUCGACCAACGCCGCCGCGCUCGGCCCGCCGGGCGCUCGCAUUAGCUCGCGGCCCGACGGCCGGCUUGACGAGUCUGAGCUGGUGUACUCGCCGACCAAGCGCGGAACGUCGGCGACGUCCAAGCGCAAUGUCCGGACUCCACCGGUCCGGCGCCACAUGUCGUCUGAAGAGGUAGCGGCCAUGGCGACGCCCGAGGGCAAAGAGGUGGUCUUUGUGGCUGCUGACGGCAGCGAGUUCCGAGUCCCGAUGGCGGCGGCUCUGGCCUGCGGCGCAGUGGCGCCGUCAACCUCCAAGUUUGUGUUCGAGUCGGCGCCGCCGAUGGUUGUCGAGCUCGUCGCCGCGUACCUCAUCGAGGGCUCGCUCGAGCUGCUCACGCCCGAGCUUCUGGCCCGGCUCGGUGCCUUUGACGUCCUCCGCCUCGCCGAGACCCUUAUGGUUCCUUCGCUCUACGUCCACGUGGCCGGCAUCAUUCUCGAGACGCCCGGCGCCGACACGGCUCGGCUCGGCGCAGCCAUGAAAGCCUCGUUCCUCACCCGUGCCGACGUCAAGGACCUCAAGCUGUUGGAGGCCCGGUGCGGGAGCCCGAUAACAACGCCGGUCUUUGAUCUCUUUGUCCGCUACGCCCGCUCGCGGGCCAAGCGCAAGGCGACGAGGGCGACGACUCCGGUGGCGCGGUCAUCGCGAUCCUCGCCAGAUCUCUCGUCGCGGUCGUUUGGGCGCCGCCGGUCCCAGCGCAGCUGAGUCCUUUUACGGUAAAUCUACUCGAGCUA
Messenger RNA from Thecamonas trahens ATCC 50062, 3383 nucleotides. RefSeq lists its product as uncharacterized. The record is from RefSeq and is a predicted model, not a curated record. The coding region runs from base 1 to 3354 and encodes 1117 amino acids. NCBI's taxonomy places the organism in Eukaryota, Apusomonadida, Apusomonadidae. The transcript is spliced from 2 exons.